This is a messenger RNA of Oryzias melastigma (Indian medaka), 612 nucleotides long. RefSeq names its product glutamine synthetase. The transcript has 4 exons. Gene Ontology annotation, molecular function: glutamine synthetase activity. Gene Ontology annotation, cellular component: cytoplasm. The record is from RefSeq and is a predicted model, not a curated record. The annotation marks the transcript as partial. Lineage: Eukaryota; Metazoa; Chordata; Actinopteri; Beloniformes; Adrianichthyidae.
ACCGGCUCAGAACCAGCUCAGCUGCCAGCACUCACGGUAAACAUGGCCUCAGUCUCAUCCAGCUCCCACCUCAGUAAGGUGGUGCGGCAGAAGUACAUGAGCCUGCCGCAGGGGGGGAAGUGCCAGGUCACCUACAUCUGGAUCGACGGAACCGGAGAGGGACUCCGCAACAAGACAAAGACUCUGGACACAGAACCGGCGGGCAUUGAAGAUAUUCCUGAGUGGAACUUCGAUGGCUCCAGCACCUACCAGUCCAUGGGCUCCAACAGCGACAUGUACCUCGUCCCCGUCUGCAUGUUCAGGGACCCCUUCACCCUCGACCCCAACAAGCUGGUCCUCUGCGAGGUUCUCACGCACAACCGCCUCCCAGCUGAAACCAACCACCGCCACCGGUGCAACGAGGUGAUGGAGAAGGUGAAGGAGCACAGCCUGUGGUUCGGCAUGGAGCAGGAGUACGCCCUGCUGGGAAUAGACGGACUUCCUUUCAGCUGGCCCCCCAACGGGUUCCCAGCACCCCAAGGUGACCCGGCCAAACGUUUGGCUAUCUUUGACACAUUUACCUGGACACUGAGGUUUUCAUUUCCUGUUCACUCCUCCAAUUUACAAAGAAAA